Molecule: messenger RNA, 2697 nt
Organism: Panicum hallii
Lineage: Eukaryota; Viridiplantae; Streptophyta; Magnoliopsida; Poales; Poaceae
Product: cyclic nucleotide-gated ion channel 1-like
Exons: 8
Coding region: 289-2397 (702 amino acids)
Biological process (GO): transmembrane transport; monoatomic ion transport
Cellular component (GO): membrane
Molecular function (GO): monoatomic ion channel activity
Source: RefSeq, a predicted model, not a curated record
CGGCCCGUGAAAACCGCCGGUAACCUUGCCAUUCCUGUCCGUUCGCCGCCGCCGCCGCCGUCUCGUAAUUCGUAACUACUAUCCGCUACCCCACCACGCCCCCACGAACUCCCCCACCGUCCUCCUCGGCCAGCGGCGCCGCCCUCGGCCGGACCCUUCGCUCUGGUUCUUACGCUUAUGUGGUCAGUGAUCUCCAGGGAGGUUGAUGCAUCCAUGCUGCACUUGAAGAUUUAGUCAGCUGUUGCUGCCUUGCUGGCCCUGUUUCUCCUCUAGCAUUAGAAGGAAGCCAUGGCAGGCCGAGAGGAUAGAUAUGUGAGGUUUCAGGACUGGAGAUCAGAGCAAUCUGUUUCUGUUGUUUCAGAUAGGGUAGUUUCAGAAAAAGGGCAUAACGUCUUUGGGUUGCUAAAGGGCAGAACUGCAGGAGCCUUUUCAUUCCUAGGGAACUCUUCACAUUCCGAAACUCUAAACAAAUCCGCUUCGGAGGAAAGGAAGCGCAAAACAAGAGUUCUUGAUCCCCAAGGGCCAUUUUUGCAGAGAUGGAACAAGAUAUUUGUGAUAUCAUGUCUUUUUGCAGUUUUUGUGGAUCCAUUGUUCUUGUAUAUCCCGGUAAUCAAUGGUGACAAUAAGUGCAUGCACUUGGACAAGAAGUUGGAAACCGCAGCAAGUAUCUUGCGCUUUUUCACAGAUAUCUUCUAUUUACUCCAUAUAAUGUUUCAGUUCAGGACGGGCUUUAUUGCUCCUUCUUCUAGAGUGUUUGGUCGGGGUGUCUUGGUUGAGGACAUGUGUGCAAUAGCAAAGCGGUAUAUGUCAACAUUUUUUCUGGUUGAUUUCUUAGCUGUUCUGCCCCUCCCUCAGGUAUUUGUGUUGGUGGUGCUGCCUCGUCUUGAAGGUUCUGAAAUUAUGAAGGCAAAAAUUGUACUACUGAUUAUUAUUAUAUGUCAAUAUGUGCCUCGACUGCUCCGAAUAAUACCACUUUACCUUCAAAUCACAAGAUCUGCUGGUAUACUUACAGAGACAGCAUGGGCUGGUGCUGCUUUCAACCUGAUAAUUUAUAUGCUUGCCAGUCAUGGCUUUGGAGCUCUUUGGUACAUGCUUUCAAUCCAACGAUUAGACUCCUGUUGGAGACAAGCAUGUAGCAAUCAGACUGGCUGUCAUCCUACAUCUUUAUAUUGUGAGACUAAUACAUUUGGAAAUAAUGCUUUCUUACAAAAUGUUUGCGCAACAAAUGGCAAUGCCAAGCCAGACCCGACAUUUGGAAUUUUUCUACCAGCUCUCAAGAAUGUUUCAAGUUCGAAGAGUUUCUUUGAGAAACUAUUCUAUUGCUUUUGGUGGGGGCUACAAAAUCUAAGCUCUCUUGGUCAGAACAUGAUCACAAGCACUAAUACAUUGGAGAAUCUGUUUGCGGUUUUUGUCUCAACAUCAGGCUUGGUUCUAUUUGCACUACUUAUUGGUAAUGUGCAGACCUAUUUACAGUCAGCCUCUGUGCGUAUAGAAGAAAUGAGAAUGAAAAGGCGUGAUACAGAGCAGUGGAUGGCACAUAGGCUACUUCCUGAAAAUCUUAAGGACCGGAUUAUGCGCCAUGAACAAUAUAGGUGGCAAGAAACAAGAGGUGUUGAUGAAGAGGGCCUUCUUACAAAUCUUCCCAAGGAUCUUCGAAGAGAGAUAAAGAGACAUCUUUGUUUGUCGCUUCUGAUGAAGGUUCCAAUGUUUGAAAACAUGGAUGAGCAGCUAUUGGAUGCUAUGUGUGAUCGUCUAAAGCCCAUGCUGUACACGGAAGGAAGCUGCAUCAUUCGUGAAGGUGACCCUGUGAAUGAAAUGCUCUUCAUCAUGAGGGGAACACUAGAGAGUACAACAACAAAUGGUGGACAGACCGGCUUCUUCAACUCUAAUGUUCUAAAAGGUGGUGACUUCUGUGGUGAAGAGCUCCUCACAUGGGCCCUUGACCCCACUUCAGCAUCAAAUCUCCCUGGCUCAACUAGGACAGUGAGGACGCUGACUGAAGUCGAAGCUUUCGCUUUGAGGGCUGACGACUUGAAGUUUGUUGCCACCCAAUUCAGGAGGCUUCACAGCAAACAGCUCCAACACACCUUCAGAUUUUACUCACAGCAAUGGAGAACCUGGGCGGCUUGCUUCAUACAGGCAGCAUGGCACAGGUACUGCAGAAAGAAGCUUGAAGAGACUUUAUACGAGAAGGAGAAGCGGUUGCAGGCAGCAAUUGUAUGCGAUGGCACUACUUCGCUUAGUCUUGGUGCAGCCCUUUACGCUUCGCGUUUUGCUGGUAACAUGAUGCGGAUCUUACGGAGAAAUGCCACCAGAAAGGCCCGUUUGCAGGAAAGAGUGCCUGUAAGAUUAUUACAGAAGCCAGCAGAACCCAACUUUUUUGUUGAAGAUCAGUGAUCCUGUCUUCGGGGGCACCCUGUAACAAGCAGACAUUAUUCAUGAUCCAACCGGUACAAAACUCGCGUGAUUGGAUGCUGCACAAGUGUACAUAUAUAGACCAGGUGGUCUAAAGCCAUCUGGUUUGAAUCACAGAAUUCGAUGUAUCUAUUAUUCUUUUAUCGGACACACCAUAUUAAAUCUGUAUUCAGAUGCAUGUAUUUAUAAGCAUCCCAGAUUUUCACCUCUUGUGAAUCUCGAAAACAGAUGGUUCUGUAAAUGUUACUGAUCAAUAGUUUGUUGAUUUUGGGAUGGCUCGCA